AUGUCUCUGGUCCGCACCAGUGACCCACCAGAGGCUCCUAUUCCACCUUCCCUCCAGCGUCGACGCCUCACGCGGGGACUUUCCAUCAGCACUCGAACCCUUCCGCUCGAACAUACAGACGAAACGAGCGAGACGGGCUCACCAAAAAUCGAGCCCCCCUUUUCCCCGCUUUCACCGACUCUUGUGAGUAACAAACCCAAAGUCUGGUACGACUACGACGAGUUCAACGUCUCUGGGCGCCUCCGAGCCAAUUCUCAGUCCAGUGAAGGAUCAAAUGAAUCCGCAAAGGAAACAAUGAGGGCCCUAGCGCCUUGCAUGCUGCAGAGGAGGGCAAGCGUCCCACCUUCUAAGAUGCGAACUCCGGCCUUUGAACGUACCGAGUCUAGCCGCCCAAAUUCGCCUCCAAGUCAGGAAAUGAGACGCGGGGAUCUAGCGGCCUAUGCCUCAUCGAGUGCGCAGUCACUGCGACUCUCUCUUCGAGGCCAUAGCAUAAUGCAUCCUUCAUCUCCAGAGCCCCAGACUCGUCGUUUGGAGACAUAA
Messenger RNA from Serendipita indica DSM 11827, 540 nucleotides. The record is from the annotation of a GenBank genome assembly. NCBI's taxonomy places the organism in Eukaryota, Fungi, Basidiomycota, Agaricomycetes, Sebacinales, Serendipitaceae.